Penicillium salamii is the source of this 501-nucleotide messenger RNA. Lineage: Eukaryota; Fungi; Ascomycota; Eurotiomycetes; Eurotiales; Aspergillaceae. The record is from the annotation of a GenBank genome assembly.
AUGGCAUUCAGACUCUUAACUCCCUCCUCAAGCAUCCUUCGCCUCGGCUUGGGUGUUGGAAUCGGGCUGUCCGCCGCAACCAUGCACCCCUUGUCACCGUUCCGCGCCGCACCAAUGCUAUGCGAUUACGCCUCACCUCUGCCACAGCAAUCGACCUUCAAGAAGGAGCCGGAGUGGGCAGUUGAGGGAAAGCCCGUGGGGAAGUCAUCACGAACUGGGCUGUUGAAUGCCGAGAGCAUGCGGCAGGUUAGUUUGGGCAGUGUUUUGGGGCUUGUAGCAGGUGUUGGAUUGAGGGCGUUCUCCAAGGCCUUGGUGGUUCUACUGGGUAUGGGAGUUGUUUUUGUUGAGUACGCUGCAUCCAAGGGAUACAACAUCCUUCCGUUGCAUCGGAUGCAAAAAUAUGUCAAGAACGUUGACCUGCACCGUGCUAUGAGUGAACACCGACCAUUCAAGAUCAGUUUUGGUGCAAUGAUGGCUAUGGCAGCGUUUGCGAACUUUUGA